AUGUUGGGUCCUUCCACCAGUUCCAUCGUGGGACACAUGCCGUCUUCGUCGCUCUCGCUGGCGCAGUUGCGCGAGAAAGCGGAGCUCUUUCCGGUGCUCACACUCUACAGCUGCAUAAGCGAUGCUGAGGAGAGCGACAACGGGGCCCGGUAUAGUGCCCAGGACAAAUUUACAGGAUGCAUGUACGAGGUGCGCUGUAUUCCUUUGAACGUCUCGGCGUCGCAGAUGGACUUUGAUAGCUUUUUGGCAGCGCAGCAGCAGCGAUUAGACGCACUAACUGCGGCCUCUCAGCAAUGGAACGUGCCGCCGUGUGCCUCACUCCCCAUUGAUGCAUAUGUGCAGGAACUAGCGUCUAGCAAAGAGUAUUUCGUUGUCUCUGUGUCAUCGUUUGGGGGCCUUUCCUUGGGCGACAUGAUUCGAGCCGGCUGUCGGCUGUUGGAGGACGCGGACUUCAGUGAUAUCCUUAGCUGCGUUGAGGAGUACGCGCGGGAGAGUGUGCGAUUGCCACCCCAUCGCAAUUUGACACUGAACGCCCUUCUGCGGCAGCUCACUGUUCGCUCUGGCGCCGUUGAGAUGGACCACCCCUCGCGCUGGGUGAUUGGUGACUGGCAGCUACUUGCGGAGAAGGCUGCGCCUACGACGCACGAGGAUGUCGUCGGAGACUUGGAAUGGCUGUUGUACUCCGCCUUUGCAAAACUAGGUGUCUCGUGCGACCGGGACGGGAAGGUGCUGCAGCGGGACGUUGUGGAGAUGCGCAUCAACGAGACGAUCGAACGUAUUCGCAAGGGAACUGUGGCUGGCGUGGGGCAUGGCCCCAGAACACAUCACAGCGCCACCCACGUUGGGAGGCAAACCCAUCCAACAAAAUCCGUACUUGAAACCAAUGCUGCGGCAGCUGCUACUGCUGAUGGCCGGGAUGAGUUAGUAGACAAGGUUGCCUUGCAUAGGCGAAAACUGCACGAAGAGCAAAGCCUCCUCCAGAAUUUUCGCGGUGAGGGAACGAAAAAAGAAUGCAGCCGCAGCGUGCUUUUCCGCGACGAGGCGGAAUUAGAUGACGUGGAAGUCCCCCGGCGACGUGUCAAGCUCAUGGAGGUGUUUUACCCGAGCAAGCUCCUCAGGAACGUCACUCUAGAGACGGAGGAGAGCAGGAAACAGUUUGUCGGAAGGAAGGACGCCAUAUUGGAUGCCGUCACGGAAACAUUAAGUAUAGGCUUGCAGCGUCAUGGGCGAAAUCGACAAAUUGAAGAAGACGCAAUACAGAUGCGGCGUGAGGCGCUUCUCUCCAUGUUGAUGCGAUCAGCAACGCUGGCGAGCAAACGUGCGAAGUCUCCCUUACUAGACACAGGAACUGCAUCACCGAAUUCCCAGCUCACAGCGCAGGGGGCAUCUAGUUUUCCAAAUUGUAUGCCCUCGACAACGAAGGGGCUCACCCCCCAGAGUGACGAUUGGAUGUAUAGUGAUACGACGACCUCUCGCAAGAGCCCUUCCCCCAUAGCACGGCGGCCUGAGCUUCCGAGGAGGGUAAUCGCAUCUGUUUUAUCGCCCCGAAACCCGGAAAGUGAAUGUAUUUUAACAGCAGAACCUGAAAUGAGUAACGUUAGUGAGGAGCAGUCGAUUCCCACCUUUUAUUUGUCUAGUAAUAAGGAAGCGGCUUUGUCCGACGAAAAGGGCAUGGCCGGGCACCAAGCUCAGAGGUACACCAUUUGUCAUAACGAUCAAGAGCUACUAUCUCCGCGAAGAGGAACAUACGGUGGCGUGAACGUAACAGAACGUUCCCCAUUGACUGCUACCGCUUCACAGGGAAGGAUGCCACGAACGACAAGGAGGCGGCCUCAAGCUGAGACGGGGAAUAAACGCAGCGUCCGAUCAGCACCUCGACGGCUCGUGGGAAGUUAUUCUGUUCCACAUUUGUCGGUGGGAAAUACGGCGUGGGGUGGGGCGAGUUUUACCCAUUCUUUACUAAUAUCACAUAACAAGAGCGACAUGCUUGGUGCCUCCCAGCCUGCCUGGAGAGGUGAAGAUAAUCAUAGAUUGCCUCGUCAAACUACGAGAGGUCUUGGAGGCGCGGGGGGACUUCCGCGGGGUCAUGUUCGCGCCGCUAACGAGAAUUCAUUGGGUGUGACGACGAGACGUCGUCAUGCGGGUUUCGGUGACGGUAUGGCGUGA
Messenger RNA from Trypanosoma conorhini, 2166 nucleotides. RefSeq lists its product as uncharacterized. The transcript has a single exon. The coding region runs from base 1 to 2166 and encodes 721 amino acids. NCBI's taxonomy places the organism in Eukaryota, Euglenozoa, Kinetoplastea, Trypanosomatida, Trypanosomatidae. The record is from RefSeq and is a predicted model, not a curated record.